Messenger RNA from Didymodactylos carnosus, 324 nucleotides. The record is from the annotation of a GenBank genome assembly. NCBI's taxonomy places the organism in Eukaryota, Metazoa, Rotifera, Eurotatoria, Philodinida, Philodinidae.
AUGUUACGUACAACGGGAAAUAUUUUAAUCAAGCAAGCUUCACGACUUGUUGUUCCUGCGAGAUUGUCGUCAACUGAUCCAUCAGCCGGCUCAAUCAACGCCGCUCACGAUAAAUUUGCAGAACGUGAACAAGCUUUGGAAAAUGUAUAUUUCCGUAAACAGAAUGAAGAACUUUUGACUCAAUUACGUAAAAAACAUACUGAAUUGGAAAAGAAAUCCGAUGAUAUUGAACGUGAACAGAAACGUAUUGAAGAAGAAAUCAAAAAAUUAGAAAAACAACGGGAACAACUGAUGAAAAAUGCACAAAAAACAGCCAAACAAUGA